This is a messenger RNA of Acanthopagrus latus (yellowfin seabream), 2056 nucleotides long. Its product is annotated as integral membrane protein 2C-like. The coding region runs from base 198 to 977 and encodes 259 amino acids. The transcript has 6 exons. NCBI's taxonomy places the organism in Eukaryota, Metazoa, Chordata, Actinopteri, Spariformes, Sparidae. The record is from RefSeq and is a predicted model, not a curated record. Gene Ontology annotation, molecular function: amyloid-beta binding. Gene Ontology annotation, cellular component: extracellular exosome; Golgi apparatus; plasma membrane. Gene Ontology annotation, biological process: negative regulation of amyloid precursor protein biosynthetic process.
GAUAAAGACAAAAACAGACAGAGAGGCAGCCCAGCGGUGAGAAGAGGACGGCCCGUCGACGAGUGGAGGGGAAUUGUUUCAGGAAGAGUGACCAGCUUUUAUUUACACAGACGGAGAGUGAAGGCGCCUGUAGACAGACACACAGACAGACGGACGGACGGACAGACAGACAGGCAGAGGGACAGUGACACCGAGCCAUGGUGAAGAUCAGCUUCCAGUCUGUCGCGGGACAGAAAGUGGAGAAGGAGAACGAUGGCGACAAGACCGAAAUCCUCAUUCCUCAUCCGCUGGAUGAGGACGAGCUGGUCCUGCCACUGCGGCCCAAAAAGUCUCCCCUCAACGGGCUGUGCUGCCUGACGUUCGGCCUGGUUGUGUUCAUGGCCGGUCUGGUCUUGGCCUCCAUUUAUGUCUACCGCUACUACUUUAUACCUCAUAUCCCAGAGGAGAACCUGUUCCACUGCAGGGUGCUCUACGAAGACUCAGUGUACGCCCCGCUGCGUGGGCGCCAGGAGCUGGAGGAAAAUGUCGGCAUCUACUUGGCCGACAACUAUGAGAAGAUCACGGUGCCCGUGCCUCACUUCGGAGGCAGCGACCCUGCUGAUAUAAUCCACGACUUCCACAGAGGACUGACUGCUUACCAUGACAUUGCCCUGGACAAGUGCUACGUUAUUGAGCUCAACACCACCAUCGUGAUGCCUCCACGCAACCUCUGGGAGCUUCUCAUCAAUGUCAAGAAGGGAACAUACUUGCCUCAGACCUACAUCAUCCAUGAGGAGAUGGUGGUGACUGGCAAAGUGCACAACAUGCGUCAGCUGGGACCCUUCAUCUACCGCCUGUGUAAUGGAAAGGACACAUACCGUCUGAACCGGCGUGUCACCCACAGACGCAUCAACAAGCGCGAGGCGAAGGACUGCCACCACAUCCGUCACUUUGAGAAUACAUUUGUGGUGGACACGGUGAUCUGCGAUGAAGCGUAAAUGCGAAGGCCAUCCGUGUCAUCCCACCCACCCAAAGGCACAUCUCCAGUCCCCGCCCCAGCCACUGUAGCAUCCUCCUGUGGAUCUGAUCACGUCUGAGUUGCACUUUACUUGUGAUUUUGGAUUGAUGUGUUUUUGUACAAGGCGUUUAUUUUUUAUUUAUUUAUUUUUUUUCACCACCUGUCUUUUUUUUUUUUUUUUGCGAUUUCCAAUGUGUGAUGCAAUACUAAGCUGUUGGUUCUAUCACAGGAUUUUCCCUGUAGCAAAGUCCGUAAGCCAAUAAUGAGUUACAGUUUCAAGACCUCUCCUUUUUCUCUGGGGAUUUGUUUAAUGGUUACUGUUGUUGGGGGAGAUGACUGUCUCCAUGUGUUGUCAAGGUGACUGUACUUUUUUCCCUCCUUCCCUGGAGGUUGUCUCUUUACUUCUAACAGUCAUCUGUGCAAAGCAUGUGAGCAUCGCCUCCCUGAGCAAACAUAGCAAACAUAAUCAAUAGAGUGCAAUUACUAUCGUGCUUUUUCUUCUCUUCUCUGUAACGUGAACAUGUGACUGCUGAUAACUAGUUGCUUGAUUGCAUCUUUAAAUUCUCGCUUGCCUGUUGCUUCCUUGCUGCCAUUUCUGCUUUUCACUUCCUUCUUAAAAAGCCCCACCACACAGUAGAAGUUAGAGAUGGUUGCAAUGGAUGUUAGAAUGCUUCACUUUUUUUUUUCUUUUUUUUUUUAUAGUAUUCUAUCAUAACUGAAACCAAUGUAUUAGUUUUUGAUGCUCUCAUUCCUCCUUGGCUUUUCUCUUUUAUUCAAUGUUUUUUUGCACACUCUGCAUCAAUGCAUUUGCGAAUCCUUUUGAAAUGAUGUCUCUGUUUCCCCUUGCAUGUGUUAUCUAUAAGAGAAAAGCAGCACCAUUAGAAUGUUUUGUAAAACAAUGUUUAAAGCCUUAGUCCGGAGUCAGAGACUGGACUAAAGUCAGUACUACUAAAAGGGAGCAUACUAUAUGAUAUGUUAGUUAAACAAAACCAACUUUGAUCUGUAUAUUUUGUCUGCCGAUGAAAUCUGUCUGUGAAUAAAGUAGUGGAAAUAACUAGA